Molecule: messenger RNA, 1815 nt
Organism: Cyphellophora europaea CBS 101466
Lineage: Eukaryota; Fungi; Ascomycota; Eurotiomycetes; Chaetothyriales; Cyphellophoraceae
Exons: 1
Coding region: 1-1815 (604 amino acids)
Biological process (GO): DNA-templated transcription
Cellular component (GO): nucleus
Molecular function (GO): DNA-binding transcription factor activity, RNA polymerase II-specific; transcription cis-regulatory region binding; zinc ion binding
Source: RefSeq, a predicted model, not a curated record
AUGGAUCUGAUUAAUGGCAGCUGGAAGUCGGAGCUGGAGCAACGAGUCUCCCAGCUGGAGUCGCUGCUUGCUUCGAGCGGAAGCCAGACGGCUGGUGCUUCUCCAACGGCUGCUCCAGCCUCGUUCACCGUCAUGCAACAGACCAUUCCUCUGAAUUUCACUCAGCCAUCUCAACAGAACUCAAACUCAUCUGACAGGCAAAAGUUCGAGGUCGCCUUGAACUUCACUUGUAGUCUCGGUGCUUUCCCAGCGGCCUCCAUGACCGAUGUCAAGCGCGCGAUCACGCCGAGCGCCUCCAAUUCUGCAGACCUGGUCUCGCAAGGCACAUUGUCAAUGUCCACAGCACAAGAGCUAUUUGACUACUAUCGCUCCAGUCUAGACCGAUACAUAUACCGUAUCCUACCCGAGCACGACACACUCUGUGCCGUGCGCACACGCUCCCCACUUCUAGUCGCAGCCAUCUGUGCUACUGCGGCCUUCUGUCAGGGCUUGCCAGAGAGCGAGGCUUGCCUGAAAGCACUCACCGACUGUGUAUCCAGAAAGCUCUUUGCCAAAGACCACACCUUCGACGACAUUCGUGCCCUCUGUAUCGGUGCCUUCUGGCUGAACGACGUCUCAUAUGCCCUCUGCUCGCUUGCUGUGCGCAUGGCAUCAGAAGUCAAUCUCCAUCGCUGCAUCACCAAGAUGCCGCACACAGACCCCAAAUGCUACGAGCGCACUCGCCUUUACUUCUUGGUCUUCAUCUGCGAUCAUCACUGCUCGCUACGUCACGGUCGGCCCCCCAUGACACGAACGCUGCGCUCUCUGAAGAACCCGCGGGCACUGCUACAGAGCCAAUACGCCGUAUCACUCGAUGUGCAGCUCCUCGCUGAAGUCGAGCUCUGGACACUAAGUGGUAAAGUCUUCAACAACUUUGGCGCUGAUAUAGGCACUCCCUUCGACGCCAGCAGAACGGUUGAGCUGGAGCGCUUCGGCGGCUAUUUUGACAAGUGGCACGACGAGUGGACGCAAUUGCUGUCUCUGCGCGGCGAGCUUGAUGCAGUCACGGAUGGUCUCUGGGAUCUGCACCUCAACGCCGCAAAACUAUGCCUGUACUCCCACGUCUUCAGAGGCUCGACUGGCUGGACUGCUAACUCCAACUCGUCGCCGGACACUUCAAGCACGAUGAGCACCAGCGGCCCAGCUACACAAGCCACGGAUGCCGCGCUGGGUUAUCUCCACAGCUUGACAUCGUGGCGUGACCCCCAAUGUCUCCCAUCGUACUUCAGCACCAUGGCAGCAUUCGCGUCUGUCUUCCUUCUCCGGGCUUGCUCCCGCGGCACGGCCACCGAACAACCAGCUCAGCCCAACUUGACCCUGGACAAAAUACUCAGUACCCUUCACUCGCUGUCCAAAAGCCUGCACCAAACAUUGGACAUAUCCCACGCCACCCACCCUCUACUCGCCGUCGCCAACGGCCUCGAUGUCGCGGUCGGCGGGCGCCUGCCCACCUCCCAAGCACCAGCACCUGUCCCCGCCACAUCAUCCGACCAAGCCCAAAGCAGCAGUCACCGCAAGAUAUACGCACCCCUGGUGCCCGCCCCCAGCCUCGAUGUCGCGCCCAAUCUCGACUCUGACCUGACCGCGCUGGGCGACCAGCUUCUCGGCUCAAACUUCCCGCUCGAUAUGGACAUGGGCUGGAUGACCUUGCCCAUGGCGCACGACAUGGGAGCCGCCGCGGCGGGAGAGCGAGGGGCAGGGUGCUCCGACGGGAUAUGUCCCGAAUUCGACGCAAUGGGUUGUGGCUUGUGGGACGUUGGUGCUGCGGUGGGUUGA